Molecule: messenger RNA, 5748 nt
Organism: Drosophila yakuba
Lineage: Eukaryota; Metazoa; Arthropoda; Insecta; Diptera; Drosophilidae
Gene: kibra
Product: protein kibra
Exons: 9
Coding region: 697-4563 (1288 amino acids)
Biological process (GO): regulation of DNA-templated transcription; regulation of hippo signaling; negative regulation of organ growth
Cellular component (GO): cytoplasm
Molecular function (GO): kinase binding; molecular adaptor activity
Source: RefSeq, a predicted model, not a curated record
UUACCAAAACAAAUUCCGAAUCCAAAUCGGACGGUCAUCAAGCGCGCUACUCGUGUUUUUUGCUGCUCCCCCAAGGAAUUCCGGAACCGAACAGAUCGGCGACGGCGCGAACUCACUGAACUGAAGUACAUAUUUUUUUGUGAACCACCAACUGAAUGGUUGGAUUGGAUUAUCGUCGUUAAUUAGUUUCAAUCAGGCGAAUAUAAGUAAAUAAGAAAAGGAGUCCAAACGCUUGCAACAACAACAUCAAGAAAUGGAAAGAAGCAGCACCAACUGUGAGCAGUGAUCGUGCGCUUGUGUGUUCGCCCCCAUGUGUGUGUGCGUGUGUUUGUGCUGGAAUGGAAUGCAGUUACGAAAAAAGUAAAUAAAUAAUUGAGAGCGCGCCCGCGCUCUCCCGCUCUUUCUCCCCUGCGCGCGUGUGUCGAGUGGCUCGGUGUGUGCCUGUGCGCCCGUGUGUGUGCGCCCGCGCGUGUGUGUGUGUCUGUGUGUGUCGGGUCGGUCUCCAUUAUCGCCGGAGCAAAAGAAACGGAAUUGAAAUGUCUUUGCUAAUGUAAACAGCGCAAAGAGAAACCCCCCGAAAAAAAAAGCAAGCGUAGAUAGCGAAAAAGAAAGAAAAGGCGCGCGUCGGGUGAAAAAUAAAGCAACAACGACGUUUUCUCAGACUCCCCAAAGUACACAGCGAGAAACAAAACUAAGAUGCCGAAUCUGCAACAAACCGCAUCGCAAUCGCAGUCGCAGCAUCAUCUGCAUCCCCACCACCUGCGACCCCACCAGCAACAACAUCAUCAACAGCAGCAGCAGCAACAACAACAACAACACACGCAUCAUCAGCAACAACAACAGCACCACAGCGAUUUCCCACUUCCCGAUGGCUGGGAUAUUGCCAAGGAUUUCGACGGCAAGACCUACUACAUAGAUCAUAUCAACAAGAAGACCACCUGGCUGGAUCCCAGAGAUUGCUACACAAAGCCGCAGACCUUCGAGGAUUGUGUGGGCGAUGAGCUGCCAAUGGGCUGGGAGGAGUCCUACGAUCCGAACAUCGGACCCUACUACAUCAACCAUCUGGCGCAAAGCACCCAGCUGGAGGAUCCGCGACAGGAGUGGAAGACUGUCCAGGAGCAGAUGCUCAGUGACUAUCUGUCCGCGGCGCAGGAUCAGUUGGAGAACAAGCGGGAGAUGUUCGACGUUAAGCAGCAGCGACUUCUUUGGGCCCAGGAGGAGUACAAUCAUCUGAAGUUGGCGGCCAGCCGAAGCAGUCUGUGCUCCUCCUCCAGUUCGAUGAGUCGCCACGAUCCGGAACUCCUAAGAGCCGAUCUAAUGUUGGCGCGGGAGCGAGUCCACCAGCUGAAGCAGGAGCUGACCCACAUUACCAAUGACAUAUCCUACACGGAGCGCGGCAUGAACACGCUGUACUCCGUGGGCGAGAAGAUCAAUGCUCGGGAAAAUGGAUGCUACGACAUCGCCGAGGUCCAAGCGAUUCGCGAGGAGAUGCUCAAGGUGCACAAGUCGCUGGUCUCCGGCGAAAAGGUGCGCGAGGAGCUGAUGCGCAGUCUGGUGCAGAUCAAGAACGAGCUGGGUCGCCAGCAAAUCAGCGAGGAGAACUCGGACCUAGCCUCGCCCUUCGACCGCGUCUGCGUGGCCAGUCAAACGGAUCUGUGCGGAUCAUCAGGGGACAAUCUGAACGGAGGAGCCCGUUUCGCGGAGAUGGCCAAGACCAAGUUGCAGUACGCCGAGUGGCGCAAGCACAUCAAGAAGCUGCAGCAGCAGCUGGCCGAUCAUGUGGAGCGCAUUGAGCCGGGCCAACUGGAGUCGGACAAGGAUCGCAUUCUGCUCAUCCAGGAGAAGGAGAAGCUGCUGAACGACUUGAACAGCAUUUCUCUGAAGUCCCGCAGCGAGGAGGAGAAGCGGGUGAUCCACCAGACGCGCCACAAACUAGAGGAGGACCUCAAGGAGGCCUACGAAGCGAACAACACAUGCGUGGCCAAUCGCCUGCGCUUCCACGAAGAGAAGCAGCUGCUGCUGGACAAACUGCAAGAGGCCCUGAAGUCCACCAAGCUGCUGGAGGAGCGGCUCAAGUCCUUCUCCUCGGAGAGCACCUUCUCCAUUAGCAGUGGCAGCAGUCUGGGCUCCUUGUCCACGGCCAGCAGUAAGAGCGCCCUGAGUUUCACCGACAUAUACAUUGAUCCCUUUGCGGUGGACUCGCCCAUUGACGUGGUGGAUCUGAGACGUCGCUCGCAGAGAUUGUUCCAACAGCACCAGCAGCAGCGUCUGCAUCCCGUGCAUCCCGUCCUGCAGCAACAGCAAUCCGCGGAGGUAACGCUAUCGCCUAGAAGCAGCCUCUCCAUGGAAACGCCGCCCGCCUCGCCGAUGAAGUAUAAUGCGGGCGCGGAUCAGACGCCGCAGGCCCUCAAGGAGGAGCCCACUUAUGCCAAUGCUCUGCCCGCCCCUCCCGCCUACACAGCCCCGCCCCCAGUUCCGAUUUCCGGAGUCAGAGCACGACCCUACGACCUGGACUCCACCGUGCUGGACUGCAUGAUGCUGGAGGCCAAGCUGCAGAAGCUGAACAUGGGUACCCCGCUCAACCUGGCUGCUGCGCCACUCUCGCCCAUUUCGGAGAAGCCCUCGCUGCUGGAUCUGCCGCAGGAGAUGCUCAGCCGAUCGUCCUCCACCUCCAACACGCGAUCCGUUUCGGCGGCGGUCAGCAAUGAGUCCGUUGCCGGCGACUCCGGCGUCUUUGAAGCGUCGCGCGCCCAUCUGCCUCGAAAGGAGCUGGCACAAGUCCAGAUUGGACUGAAGUAUCUGAAGCAGGAAGGUGUACUCGUCGUCUCUCUGGAGCGUGCCAACAAUCUUCUGGCCCUGUGGACUGCCUCGGCGGACAACUCGCAGGUGUAUCUCCGUGCUGCGUUGCUGCCGAAUUCGCUGACCUCCAUAAGGACCAAGGCGCUGGGCGAUUUCCAGAAGCCUGUUUUCAAUGAUACAUUCGCCGUGCCCAUCACGCUGGACAAGCUGUUGACCAAGAGCCUGCAGGUGACUGUGGUCACCAUGACUGGACAAAAGGAGGAGAUUAUUGGCACUGUGCAGAUCAGCAUGGCCGAGUUCAACCCGGAGGAUUCCACACUGAAGUGGUACAACGUGCUGAGCUCCAAAUUCAUUCCCAGCUUUGAGUCUCUGGACAUUCCCUCCACCAGCGCAGCUGCAGCGGCAGCGGCCGUUGCCGCCAGCAAUGCACCAAACAGUGGCAACAACCGGGAGGAGUCGUCGGAUGAGUCCACCAUUACCUCCUCCCAGACAUCCACACUGACCAGAAACCAAGCGCCCUGCAUGGAGCUGCAGGAGCAAAUCGCCGCCGAGUUAUUGGAGCUGGGUCCGCUCAAUGAGCCGGAGUGCAGCGACGACGACGAUGAUGACGAAGAGGAGGAGUUGGAUGACAAGCAGUUGGUCAGCGAUGUUGGCCUAAUGAACUCAAGCGGCAUGCUGGAUGCCUACCUACAAAACAUGAAGCAGGAGUUCGCCGACAAGGAGACGAACACGGAUCGCGCCUACUUGCCGGAGAAAUCGCGUGGCCAGUCCCAGCUGAUGGACGACAGGCCCGUGAAGCGAUCCCAGACCUUCACGCCAUCCGCAGCGGUCAGCAAGAAUCGCUACAACUGCCGACUCAAUCGCAGUGACUCCGACUCCGCGAUGCACUGCGGUGUGGCGCCCCACACUUUCCAACGCGGCGCUGCCGAACGCCGAUCCCUGCGCUUCCACACGAAGGCGCCCAAGUCAGUCACAAAACUGCAUCAUACUCACAUACCCCGCACCAGUUUGGACUUGGAGCUGGAUCUGCAGGCGCAGCAUAGCAAACUCUACUUCCUCAAUGAUCAAAUCGCCAAGCUGCAGAACCUCAAGGAAGUCUUGCAGAAGGCCUGCGAAAACAAGGAUCCUUUGGUGGCCGCAUGGGCCAUUGAAAACGAGGAGUUCCAACGCCUGGUGGCCCGCGCCGAUCCUGCCAAAUGCCCCGAGGAGCGCCAACUGCAGAAGUUGCUGAUGAAGACCGCCAAAGAGAUCCACAAACUGCGCAAGACCAAGGUGCCCAAAGGCUGUCCCGAUUUGGUGUCUUUCAAGGAGAAGAUCACUUUCUUCACACGCAAGGGCCUGUCGGUGCCCGAGUUGCCCAGUGAAUUUACCUUGCCGGAAGCUAAUCCCAUCGAAGAAGAAGAGGAGGAAGAGGAUGAGGAUGAGUUCUACAAUUCAGCUGAGACGGCAAUUGCCAUCAACACGGCGCUGGUGGCUAGCAGCAACCGAAACAAGAAUCUCAGUGAGCAUCCCCACAGAGCCACCAGCGGGGCAGUGCCUAAGUUGCCAGCACCUGUUGCUACUCCUGCUGCUACUCCCGCUGCCACUCCUGUUGCUACUCCUGUUGCUACUCCUGUUGCUACUCCUGCUGCCACUCCCGUCGUUUCCCCCGCUGUCCAAACUGAUGCUAAACCAGCAGCCGCUCCAAUUCCAGUUGCAUCUAGCGAUGCCGAGCAACAGCGCUUCGACUACGUGGUGGAUCGCAACUACGGCGUGGAGGUGUAGCCCCAUCCACAACUCCCCAUCUUCGCUGUACAUUUUUGUAAUUAAUGUAGUAUUUAUUUUCACUAAGCAAAAAGUAUUUAUGUGUAUAAACAACUGAUGUAACAAAUAUCUGUGCCUUAUAGAGAACGUGAGAGAACGACAAGAACCAUGCUAGAAUGAUAUAUCCACGCAUAGCUAUGCACUAGACCUAAGCCCAUUAUUGUAACUAGAUUAGCCAAGCAGCCCUAGCCCUAACUGCACCCAAAGUCAGUUGUACAAAUUGACCCCCACUGAUGACCAUAUGAAAGCAAUUAGAUAUAAAAACCACCAACCCGCCCCAAACAAUUUGCCCCGCCCAAAAGAAAAAAAACAAAAACAAAACCAAGAAACAAGGAAUAUCAAACAAUAACGCGCACAUUGUGCGUUCAAUGCCUUCAAAUUCAUAUUGAAACCAACUGUAUUCUUAAGACUUGAGCAAAAUUAUACGAAUGUUUAUGAAUAUUUUUAUACGCAGCUAGUUAGGAUAGUUAACCCAAGCCACAUAUACACAAAACGUGAAAAUAUUUAUUAUACUGAUGGAUCGAUCGACGUAGCGCUCGAAUUCUGUCGUUUAGGUUAGUUAGCUUGCGUUUUUGUUAAGCUCAAAACGAAUUCUUAUACUGUAAUUUUUUUUAUAAAAAAAUCCUAUGCAAAAAAAAACCAACCAACACAAAAAAAGUGAAUGUACCAUAUUAGAUAAUCGUCACUAUGUUAACUAUAAGAGCGCCCUUAACCCCCUGACAAUGCCACCAUUGCAUAAAGCGCAUAAAAAUGAGAAAAAAUAUAUAAAAUUAAACCUUGUUAUGCUUUCCCAAGCGGACCUGUUAAAAACUGUUGACUUUGAAACUGUGCCGUGGUGCACCGAGUUUGUAUGAAAUGAAAUGAUAUGAAAUGAAAUUACCCACAGCUCUAGUUUAGUUUAGGUUUUACACGUGUGUGUUUUCGUUUUCGGGCUCUAUGCAAACUUUUGCUGUUGUUUAUGUUUUCACUAACCAGACCCAGCCCCUUCCCACCCCCAAACUCUAGCAAGUAGUACGAGUAAACUGAAUGAAAGUCGCCACACAUAUUUUUUCAAUACCGUAGUAAUUUUAGUUGUAAUAAAUUAUAUGAAAGUGAACCUGUAUAUUGUAAUUGUGCAAUAAACAUAAAAAAACUGACAUAACUAAA